AUGAAGGACCCGGCGCACCGCACGAAGGUGGUGCUCUGGCGGUUGCCGCCCGGCGAUCGCGCAGUGAGCAGCCGUCUGGACCAGGUCGACGCGCAAGACUUAUUUGGCGGUGCUCAAUUUAAAGCUUUCGUGGAAUAUGCACCAUCACAACAGGUUCCCAAGUCAAAUAUCAAGAAGGAUGGCCGUGAAGGAACUUUUAUGAAAGGUCUUAGGCAAUCACUUUUCCUAAUUCUUUGCCCAAUUGUACCGUUCUAUCAUAUUACCAUUUUCCUAAACUUGGAUUUUGUUGUUUUGGAAUUACUAGAUCCAGAGUACUUGGAGUUUCUUGAGCUUAUUUCAAAGCCUACUGAGCAUCUGCCUAGUGCUGAAAUUCAGCUUGAAAGGAAAGAAGCUGAAAGGGCAGGUAGAAUAUGCCGUCAUUACUUUCUAUUCAUAAUACUGCUGGAAAUGAGGCACGGUAGCAAAGGGCAGCUAAGAAUAUGGCUCAGAGACCUGGAAGUAGACUUAGCAGAAAAGUUGCAGCAAUGCAAUGCAAAGGCAAUUGGAUCAGGUUCAGAAGGAGCUGAUAGCUCCUUGCAGGAGAAGUACAACAAGUCAAAUAUGGAAGCUUUGAGGAUAGAACCUAUUGUUGAAGGUGAGACAACAGUGUCUAGUGUGCAGGUUGUGUCCCAGGUGCUCUCCCAGAACAGCUCAAACCUUUUCCUAAAGAGUGUUGGCAUUAAACCAGUGCCAUCCUCUAAAUCAUCAUCAUCAAAUGAAAGCGAGCUUCGGGAGCAACUAGCAGCUGAAGCUACGGCUGCUAUACAAGGUGAAAUCGAUGAACUCAGGAAGAGAAGUGAAGAAGCUGAGGAAAAGCUGGCGAGGACACAAAAGGAGAUGGAGGAGUACAAGAAGCUGAUAGAGAUAAACAACAAGGCAGUGGAGGAGAACAAUGCGCUGCUCAAAGCGUAUCUUGGCCAUCAACAAUGCUUCUUCGACAUGAGCGCUGCUCGUAGCUGUUUGUUCAUUAAGCAAGGGGUCUGCUGGUGA
Miscanthus lutarioriparius is the source of this 1029-nucleotide messenger RNA. The record is from the annotation of a GenBank genome assembly. NCBI's taxonomy places the organism in Eukaryota, Viridiplantae, Streptophyta, Magnoliopsida, Poales, Poaceae.